UUUUUCUCCUUGGUCUGGCUAAACUCAGACCUGUGAGUUCGGUACUGCAAAGUUCAUAGUUCUUAAUGUUCCUUUACUGUUUCUUUUCGUUCUGUAGUGUUUGAUUGAGUGGUAGCGGUAUGGAGGAUGUGGCAAGUGGUCAAAGAGGGGUGGAGAAGAAGACACGUAAAAGAAUGAAAGACGUUCGCAAGAUGAUUCUAAAACAGAUGGAAUUCUACUUCAGUGACUCAAAUCUUCACAAAGAUCGCUUUAUUAAGAAGGAAAUGGAAAAAUCAAAGGAGGGCUAUGUUGAUUUAUCAAUUUUCCUGAACUUUAACCGAAUAAAGGCACUAACACAGGAUGUCAAAGUUCUUGCACGGGCACUGGCAAAAUCGACCUUUUUGCAGGUUGGUGAAGAUAACAACACUGUACGGAGAACUACACCAUUAAAAGACCCAAAGAACACUGACAGGAGAACAGUAUACAUUGAGUGUCUUCCUCGUACUGCAACCCACGAGUGGGUACAGAAAACAUUUUCCCAGUGUGGUGAGGUGGCGUACGUCAGUCUACCGCGCUAUCACACCACAGGUGAUCUCAAGGGUUUUGGCUUUGUCGAGUUUCUCACUGACGACGGUGCUGAUAAAGCUUGUGAGCUGCUUAACAACCCUCCUCCCGACUCGACUGCCAGGGCUGGCAAGUUUCCCAAGUCAAACAAGACAUUAAAUAGCUUGCAGAAAAAGACUGGCAUGCAAGUUGAUGUUGAGGAUGUGAAGGUAGAGGUCAGCACAGAUGAUGGUGUACCCAGUAAAGCCUGUAAGAAACACAGAAAACGCCGGCGCUGCGCCAGUGAGAGUAGCGUAGACUUUGUUAAAGAAGGUUUGCAGAUCUUAAAAAAGAGAAAGAUAGACUCUCCAGAAGUUAAGUCAGUUAAAACAGAGUUAGGAUAUGAAGCACCCACAGGGUGUGAUAUUUAUAUUAAACAGGAAUACGACUCUCAAGAUGAUGAUGUGAAAACUUCAGCUGAUCAGACACGAGAUGAUGAGGACAAGAAAGAAGUUAAAAGGAAAAAGAGGAAACGGCAGAGAUUGUCAGACACUUCAAAAUCACAAGAUGAAGAUUUGCCUACGGCAGAGUUCACUUUGGGAACAGUGAAAAAAGAGAAAGUUUAUGACAGUGACGACAAAACUGUGAAAAAAGAGAAAGUUUAUGACAGUAAUGACAAAACUGUGAAAAAAGAGAAAGUUUAUGACAGUAAUGACAAAACUGUGAAAAAAGAGAAAGUUUAUGACAGUAAUGACAAAACUGUGAAAAAAGAGAAAGUUAAUGACAGUAACGACAAAACUGUGAAAAAAGAGAAAGUUAAUGACAGUGACGACAAAACUAAUGAAAGUGGAAAGGGUUCAGGUUCUGAGCAGGACGGUGAGAAGAAAGGGAGUAAAAAGAGAAAGACUUCUAACGGUGACAUCAGUGUGGAGACAUUACCUUCAAAAGCAGAACACACUCCAGCUAAACAAGGAACACGGUUAUCCGAGAAGAAAGACGUGUCCGAUUCUAGUGUAAGCCAGUCCAAGAUGGUUUCUAUAGAUACAAGUGCAAAUGUCGAGAUUUCCGGACAGGUGCCAAAUGUACGACCACACAAGAAAGAAAAACGCAGACGGAAAAAGAAGCACAAAGAAAAAGAUGUUUCUCUGCCACAGCUUCGAGUGAUUCCAAAAAAAGAAUGGCUUUCUUUGCGGAAAGAGUACCUUUCUCUGCAGAAACAAAGUAUGGCUAUGCUGAAACAGAAACUUAAAGAAAUUAAAACUGACCAUAAACCUGAUGGGACUGGAAGUGUCAAAAAGAAUCAAGCUGUAAAUGAUAAAUCAGAAAUGAGAGCAGUUAAAAGCAUUAAGAAGAUAGAGUUUCAACCAGGUGUAAUUAUCCAGGUUAGCACCAAAGAAGCAACAAACAGAAAAAAGGUCAAGGACCAGCUUGCUCCAGACAUCCAAGUUGCGUACAUCGAUGUGCUAGACGGUGCUGUGGAUGGGUACAUCAGGUGUGAAAACCACCAGAGUGCCAACAGAUUGGCCAACAUAAAGAAUGCAGAAUAUAACUUCACUUUGCUGUCUGGUGACAAAGAAACAGCUUACUGGUCCAAACUGACAUCUGACCAAGAAGCAAAACUAAACACGAAAAACAGAUCAAAGAAGAGAGGAGUGCAAAAGCUGAUCGACAAAGCACAUAAGCACAACUCUGAAACAAUGGAGAGAAAACACAUCAUGUUUGAAGACUAAGAGAAUAGAGAUAAUAAAAUACACGUCAAAAAAGUCAAUAACUGAAGAUGUCAACAGCCUUCCAUUCUGCAGUUUGUCUGUGUUUAUUGAUUGACAUUACAUGUAGUGCUGAUAGAUGUUGCAUUUGUUUACUUCUGUGUCAAGUUUUCACAUUUAAAACUGUUAGUCACAGACCAAUGAAACCAUUGUUAUGUAUGUGGAUUUUAAUCUCAAGGCAUGUUCAUAAAUAUGAAAUUAAUGACUUCCACGAUUUUACAUUAUGAAUAAAAAAGGUAAAGUAAU
Molecule: messenger RNA, 2534 nt
Organism: Gigantopelta aegis
Lineage: Eukaryota; Metazoa; Mollusca; Gastropoda; Neomphalida; Peltospiridae
Product: la-related protein 7-like
Exons: 13
Coding region: 120-2252 (710 amino acids)
Biological process (GO): RNA processing
Cellular component (GO): nucleus
Molecular function (GO): mRNA binding
Source: RefSeq, a predicted model, not a curated record